AUGUCAGUGUCACAUAUGAGGAGGCAGAGGUAAGUAGUAGUUAAGACGGGGGUUUAACUGAGAGUAUAGCCGUCCCUUGUCCUUUGGAACAUCUUAAUGGGUUUUGCAUUUGCCCAAGUAUCCCCUGUCGCUUAUAUUAAGAUGCAUUCCCCACUCAUAUACACCACUAAGAGGAAGAAGUUGUGUGUUUCUGCUGCGAAACUCAACGCCGACAAUGAUCCAUUACUCCUUGCUGCCACUGCUUCUGCUUCUCUUCGUUACCAAGAAACCCUUCGACCAGAGCCUCUGUUCAUAGAUCCAUAUGCUGGUUGUUUAAUCCCUCCUAAUAUUCCCAAGGAUGUGAUUCAAGACUUGCACCCGUAUUGUCUUGCAACCAAGUUCAUUGAUGACAAGUUGCUUCGUACAGUGAACCGUUUUGAUGGGGUUAAGCAGCUAGUUUUGCUGACUGAUGGCAUGGAUACACGGCCAUACAGACUUAAUUGGCCAGCUUCAACCAUAAUUUUUGAGAUAUCCCCCGAAAGAGUAUUUAAAACUGCAGCUGAGAAGCUUAAAGAUGUUGGGGUUAAGAUUCCGAAACGUUGCAUAUUCUAUCAUAUUCCAUUGGAAUCAUCUGACGUAGAGCAGAGUUUGCAAUUUAAAGGCUAUAAUGGUAAUAGGCCAAGUAUAUGGGCCUUACAGGGCUUUCCUGUGAUGACACUGCCAAUUUUCGAGGAGGUUUUGUCAAUGAUAAGCAGUUUGGCCAUGAAGGGAUCCCUUUUUGUUGGAGAGCUUCCUGCUUGGUUGGUUGAGACAGACAUAGAAAUCAAGUCCUAUACAAAGCAAUGGAUGGAUAAACUAUUUUUGAGCAAGGGCUUUCGGGUGGAAAUGAUUAACUAUGAAGGGGUUGCAGAGAGUUUUGGUAAAUAUUUUGCUACAGAACACUACAAUAAUAUACUGUUUGUUGCAGAACAGUUGCGACAUUCAGAUGACCAGAUGGAAUCAUGGAGACGAGAAUUUCAAAGGAUAGAGGAUGAAGGAGAUGAAGAAAGUUUUGAAGAGUUAUAGAAGAGCAUAUAAGCUUCACCUCACCCUGCUUAACCUUAAAAGGAGAUACCUCCCUGUUGCUACAAGGGUCUAAACUUCGAAGCAUUUGUAUACAUUUCUUCAGUGACAUGAGAAUGAGCACAUUCAUAAUUGGUUGCAUAAUAUUCUCUUUCCCUAAAACGAUAAGUUAGUGCAAUUUAUUGAUGCCUUUUAUUCUGCAUUUUCCUCUAUACAAUUGAUAGU
This is a messenger RNA of Abrus precatorius (Indian licorice), 1266 nucleotides long. RefSeq names its product putative S-adenosyl-L-methionine-dependent methyltransferase MSMEG_1480/MSMEI_1444. Gene Ontology annotation, biological process: methylation. The record is from RefSeq and is a predicted model, not a curated record. Gene Ontology annotation, molecular function: methyltransferase activity. Bases 97 to 1044 code for a protein of 315 amino acids. The transcript is spliced from 7 exons. NCBI's taxonomy places the organism in Eukaryota, Viridiplantae, Streptophyta, Magnoliopsida, Fabales, Fabaceae.